Dipodomys ordii (Ord's kangaroo rat) is the source of this 3801-nucleotide messenger RNA. It is a transcript of the gene Nol4, whose product is annotated as nucleolar protein 4. The transcript is spliced from 11 exons. NCBI's taxonomy places the organism in Eukaryota, Metazoa, Chordata, Mammalia, Rodentia, Heteromyidae. The record is from RefSeq and is a predicted model, not a curated record. Bases 124 to 2040 code for a protein of 638 amino acids.
CCCGUGGCGGCCGGGACCUCGCGUGUCCCUGCAUCGUGGCCUGGGCUACAUUUUUCAUGAGCCUGGGGUGAACAGGUGCGAAGUGCUCCGGGAGCCUCGGGCCGGCGGCCGGGCGCAGGGAACAUGGAGAACGAGCGCGAUAUGUACCGCCAGUUCCAGGACUGGUGCCUUAGGACUUACGGGGACUCAGGCAAGACCAAGACGGUGACCCGUAAAAAAUACGAGCGGAUCGCCCAGCUCCUCAACGGCUCCGAGUCAAGCUCCACGGAUAACGCCAAAUUUAAAUUCUGGGUCAAAUCGAAGGGCUUCCAGCUGGGCCAGCCGGACGAGGUCCGCGGCGGAGGCGGCUGCGCCAAGCAAGUGCUCUACGUGCCGGUCAAGACCACGGAUGGCGUAGGGGUAGACGAGAAGCUGUCUUUACGGCGGGUAGCUGUGGUUGAAGAUUUCUUUGACAUUAUCUAUUCGAUGCAUGUGGAAACAGGGCCAAAUGGAGAACAGAUUCGUAAACAUGCCGGACAAAAGAGAACUUACAAAGCAAUUUCAGAGAGCUAUGCCUUCCUACCAAGAGAAGCGGUGACACGGUUUCUAAUGAGCUGCUCAGAGUGCCAGAAACGAAUGCAUUUAAACCCAGAUGGAACAGAUCAUAAAGACAAUGGAAAACCUCCUACUCUAGUGACCAGCAUGAUUGAUUACAACAUGCCCAUUACCAUGGCCUACAUGAAGCACAUGAAGUUACAGCUGCUAAACUCACAGCAAGAUGAGGAUGAAAGUUCAAUAGAAAGUGAUGAGUUUGACAUGAGCGAUUCAACACGGAUGUCGGCUGUGAACUCUGACCUUAGCUCCAAUCUUGAGGAGAGAAUGCAAAGUCCUCAGACACUGCAUGGCCAGCAAGACGAUGAUUCUGCUGCAGAGAGUUUUAAUGGCAAUGAGACUCUGGGGCACAGUUCAGUGGCUUCAGGGGGAACGCAGGGCAGGGAGACAGGAGACUCCAACAGCGAUGGCAAGGCUGUGCUGGAACGGGAUGAACAGCCACUGAACUUGAGUGACAGUCCCCUGUCUGCGCAGCUGACUUCGGAAUACAGAAUAGAUGAUCACAGCAGUAAUGGAAAAAACAAAUACAAGAAUCUUCUAAUUUCUGACCUCAAGAUGGAACGAGAGGCUAGAGAAAAUGGAAGCAAGUCUCCUGCACACAGUUACUCGAGCUAUGACUCUGGCAAAAACGAGAGUGUUGACAGAGGUGCAGAGGACCUGUCACUCACCAGGGGGGAUGAGGACGAAGAUGACCACGAUGACCACGAUGAUUCUGAGAAAGUGAACGAGACAGAUGGUGUGGAAGCGGAGCGGCUGAAAGCUUUUAAUAUGUUUGUCAGGCUGUUUGUAGAUGAAAACUUGGACCGAAUGGUCCCAAUCUCUAAGCAGCCCAAAGAAAAGAUCCAAGCUAUCAUUGACUCAUGCAGGCGACAAUUCCCUGAGUACCAAGAGCGUGCCAGAAAACGUAUACGUACUUACCUCAAGUCCUGCAGGCGGAUGAAAAGAAGUGGUUUUGAGAUGUCUCGUCCUAUUCCUUCCCACCUUACUUCAGCAGUUGCCGAGAGCAUCUUGGCUUCGGCCUGCGAGAGCGAGAGCAGAAAUGCUGCCAAGAGGAUGCGCCUGGAUAAACAGCAGGAUGAAUCUGCACCAGCUGACAAACAGUGUAAGUCAGAGACCACGCAGGCUACUUACUCAACAUCCACUGUUCCAGGCUCACAGGAGGUGUUGUACAUCAAUGGAAAUGGGACGUACAGUUACCAUAGUUACAGAGGGCUAGGAGGAGGACUGCUGAACCUCAAUGAUGCUUCCAGUAGUGGACCCACCGAUCUCAGCAUGAAGAGGCAGUUGGCGACGAGCUCAGGAUCCUCCAGCAGUUCCAGCUCCAGACCUCAGCUGAGUCCCACCGAAAUCAAUGCUGUGAGACAGUUGGUGGCAGGAUAUCGGGAAUCGGCUGCAUUUUUAUUGCGUUCUGCAGAUGAACUGGAAAAUCUCAUUUUACAACAGAACUGAGUCAAGUGAUGACCAUAUUCACUGAGUUCUGAAUUUGCAGUUUCCACUAAUGACAUUUUGAUUUCCCAGCAGAGAUAUUUCCGGUCUUGCUGCACAAUCUUUUAAGAGAAAUACUUCCAUUAUGCCACAUUGUCCUUGGUACAUAAAGUGAUGUGUUAAGGUGCUUCAAAGGAACUCUGACCUCUGAAGUACUUGUGAUAUUUAAACGUGUCCAGCCUAUUGCUUUUCAUUUUAAUGUGUCAGCAUAAAUAUCAUGGGCAAAACAGGCUACAUUUCUUAAUUCAAGGAUAAAACAGAAGAGAAGCUUGUGGUGUAAAAAAAAAAGAAAAGUUCAAGGUCCAAGUGCAAUGAAAUAUUAGUGGAAUCUGCUAUUGACUCAAUGGACUGAAAGCUGAAGUAUCUGGCAAAAAACAAAAAAAAAGCCAAAUUUCUUGUUGCUACAGGAUAUAACAACAAUGAAAAGGAUCUUGUAUUUUAAAAAAAAUAAGUAAUUUUUAUAAAAGAAAACUUGUUUUGCAUUCAGAAUUGUCAUUUUUACUUUGGUAACUUUUUCAUAGAUCCUAAAAGAGAACUGUUUUGAGAAACUAUUGUUAAGUACCUUUUCCACAUCCCUUUUGCCUUCUCCUCUUUCCAAAUUCUUUCUACAAAAAAAAAAUUAAUAACAGUUGAUGCUGGAAAAUCCCUUUCCUACGUUCUGUAAAUCAUCACACCAGGAACUACUUGCAAGAGAGGCCUGCAAUUCUGCACUUAACGCUGAUCUCAAAACACCCACUCCACACUGCAACCUUACCCUAGCAGUUUUCAUCACAGAAUUUCUUAAACAUUAAAAAAAGAUGUGUUGGAAAAGGAUCACACCUUGGUUUCCUUGGAGCUGCUCACUCCUGUGUUUCCCUGCUGUCUCACAAGAAGGCCUGGAGCAGCAAUUGGAUAUAGAUGACUGAAUGUGUUAAGAGGUUGCAAGUGACAAUCUGAAAUUUUGCACUCUUGUGUGUAGUUUUCUUUUCAUUUCUCUCUUUCAGAAAAUACAUUCCAAAAAAGACCGUCAUGCCUCCUGAUAUGAUUUGUAUAAUUUACAGUCUUAGCUAAAAAUAAAGAACUCCUCAGAGGGUGCAGCUGCAACUUACAAAGAACUGUUCCCUCCUACUGAACAUACUUUGGCCCUUCUUUCUUCUUUUCCUAGUCUUAGCUACCCAUGAGUGGUGUUUUCUUUGUGCACUGAAGCAAGUCUACUUUUCAAGUAUUUAGGAAGAAGUACCUUAGUUCAUGCUUCUGGUACAAUUUUCUUUUUCUGUUGUUUAGUUUUGAUUGGAUUACAAAUUAUUUGUGAAUUCCUGAGUUUGCCUUAUUUCAUGUAAAAUUUAUGUCAUUCGGUUUUUGACCAUGAGUUGAAGGCAUCAGUGAUAUUUCUUACCUACUUGUUACAUAUAGUUUUUCAAGUAAUGACUGUGAUUGUGACCAAGUAAUGUGCACUUUUUCUUGUAACUGUGGACAUUGCUAUGCUUUCUACUUCUAGUGGCUCUAGAAUUACUGUUCCUUACAGUUAUGUAAACAAGAAAACCCCCACAACUUUUGUGAUACUGUUGGUGAAUAUAAUGUGAAAAUCUUAUUGAAAUAUGAGUAUUUUGGAAAUACACAGACGCACAAACAUCUUUUAAGAUGUGAAUUUAGAGUUUGCUUAUUUAAAAGAAAAUUCAAAAACUGAGGGCUGGUAUAAUUUUCUCUGUUUUUGUUUGGUUUAAUAAACAGACUUCUGUGUUAAAA